AUGGCUAUCAAGACCGAUUUUGGCGAGAUAGCUUAUAUCGUAUGUACAGUAGCAACUCCGCCUACGCAGGAUCCGUCAGCGUUUAUCACCACCGCAGAGAACACUCUUGCUCGACUCCGGAAAACUGAGCGUCAAUUCAGAGAAGCUUCCAUUCUUGCUGCACUAGAUGUCGAAGCUCGUCAACUUUUCACUUUCUACAAGAAGGUGGACAUUACUGCUCCGAAAGACCAAAAAACUUUGCUGUUGAAGUUUGGUUACGUGCUGCGGACUAACACUUGUACAAUCGCCUACAAGACCGCCGCCCGUCUUCCCGACUUGCUGAAACCGGAACAGUCCCGGCUCUACAGGCUAUUUAUUACUGCGAUUGUAUCCAGUAUCAAGUUUGUGCCCGUUGGGGAGGCCGAGCUCCAGCCACUUGGCCCCAAUCUAUAUCUCGUUGAGCAGGCUCCAUCUGCCGCCGACGUUCAUCAUCUUGACAGGGCUAAGAAGUGGACUCUCUACCACAUCGAUCUACAGGUAGUUCCAAGUGGCCAGAUCAUACUCACAAUCGCGAAGGAUGGCGCGUUCACCUUCUUCCGUAUCCGAGAAUGUGCUAUGAAGCCAAACUGGAAUGAUCACAUAAAGUCUGAAACAGCUGCCAUAUACCUCGCACCUAUCGGGCGCAUCGCACGAUCAACGCGAUCAAAAAUCCUGGCCAGCACAAAGCUUAACGGCAUCACUGGCAACCAACCCAGUGGCGAAACCCAACUGUCCAAUGCACAAAGAGAAGUUUGUGAAGAACUGCUACCGUCUUGGCUUCAGGAGCACAUGAGCACGACUAUCGAAGCAAUAGAAGGUGACUGGAUUGAGAUUGAAAUCCCCGUAGAGGAGAUUGAUGACGUGUCAAACGACAGUCAACCAGAUAAUUCAAGUCCUGAUAUGGUUAGAUACGACUCAGUUACUUGGAGAACGAUCUUUUGGCCAGCACGCCUGUGCUUUGUCUUCAGCAGCGAAGAGCCUGUCGCAGUGAACAAGACCGAAGGGAACCAGGAUCCAAUGCAAUUCGUGCGGGACUGGAUUCUUGGCACGGGCAGCGGCACGUCAAAGCUUGAAGCUGAGCGGCAAAAUGUGAUGGAUGAGGAUGAUGAACCAUUAUUUACUGAUGAAGGUACAUUUGAUGAUCCAGUCCAUUUCCAUCCUUUUGGGCCUCCAAGCUUUGGUCCUGGCCAGACAAUAUACCCGACUCCGUCUGAGGUUGGAAUGACACAUCUUACACCGGGCUUCUCAUCCGCCGACGGGAUGGCCAUGACUCCCGCAAAUAUCCCUCGAGGUACUGCUGAAAGGCCCCAACCGCAGGAUGAAGACAUGCCAGAUUUCGAGGAUGAACCAACAGCAAGUGGGUUGCAGACAUUUUAUGACGAAGACCUAUUCGAGGAGAAUCCGGAUGACAACCUCGGCGCGGAAGCUAAUGGAGACGAGCCUAAUUGGGAUUUCUUCGACGGUCCUGGGAUAGACCCUAACUCUGCACGCGCCACGAGCCACGGGCGGAUCGAAGAGACAGCGGUGCGCAGCGAGAUCGAGCCGGGGAUGAUGGGAGUCAACGAUGAAAGCGCCGAUCAAGGUGCCGCUUCUCGGGAUCCAGCUAUGGUGAAGGGUGAAGUUACGGGCUCUGAUACAGCGCCAAAGGUGUCUGCAAACAGUAACUUGCAGCAAUCCCAAGGCCGGACGGAGCAACCAACCACGGUUACGGAGGCGAAAAGCAAGCGGGCAUCUCAACUUCCACCCAAACGGGGUCCUCCUCUGUGGCGACCAGAGUCUGCCAAAGAACCCACAAUUGGUGCUGAGCGUGAACGUCGUUCAAGUCUGUAUGAUGGUCUACACUCACUUCCGUCUGUGUCAAGACAUGACAGCAGAUACGGCGCAGGCGGGGAUUAUUGGUUCGACCCAACGCCGACUUUUUCUAAUAUCAAGGGUUUCUCGAAGCCAAAUCCGCUCCUUCAGAGACCAGCGUCAAGCUCAUCAGACAGUGACAGCUUGAUGACCAGUUCCAGCAAUUCGGCAGAUCCUGCGUCUACGCAAAGUGCAGCCCAUGUGCCGUUCAGACAGUGGACAGAAUAUCAUCCUCCAUCGCCAAGCGCUACCAAUCGUCAGAGUGAGAUCGACAAGAACACAAUCUAUCAGAAUGUACAACAGUUACUAGGGUUUUUGAGGCCCGGCUUGAUAGAACCCCCCACGCUAUCUGAUUUCUGGUUGGAUAAUUCAGAUCAUCGCAGGAUUCCUCCAGUAUCUCCACAGAAGCUCCUGCAAAUCGCUCACGUGUUGGUGGAACAGGUGUCCCAGACAACCUUGCUACCUCAUGGGGAGUAUCAGAGGGUGACACAGCUUCCGCCUCGUGAUCAAAUGGAUGUAAUCGUUGACUUGAGCGGGAUCAACACUUCUGCAGCACCUUCGAGUGUAUUUCAACUCACCAACCUCAAAGCCGAACAAAGCAAUGGCAGGGUUCACGGCAAGGUGAUGAGAAUCCAACCGGAUCAGAUUCGCAUUCGACGAAUGGAACGGCCACUUACCGCCUCUAUGUCUAUCUUGAAUUUCUGGGAUUCGUUGAACCUUCAACCUGAAAAUGGCCCGAAGGAUGUAACGUCUUUUUGCAUCCAUCCAAGUCAAGAAAAUGUAACAGAGGGAUGUCUUAGUCUGCUGCAGCGACUUGCAGAAACUUACACCUCUUGUUCGCUGGGGAAUCAUUCGAUUGGCCGACUUCCUGGUAUCACGGAUACUGGAUCGAUAUCAUGGGGCCCGAAUGAUUUGGGUCAACACAGCCUCCUCCAGACAUGCAAUUUUGUCGGUACAGCUCUUGCGACAUCCUCAGACGUGAAGGGCACCGUCCUUGUCUGUAUGAUUGCCAGAAAUCAAAGUGCGAUUUCAUACUUGGAAAGCUGCAUUGCCUUCUUGUACCUAUUCGAAUCAUUUACAGAGGCGCGAACGGACAACCAGGGCGUGUCUGAUAUUGCUUUACAAGUUAUUCCGCAGAACUUUGUCGCUAGUGCGGAAGCCCUGGUGAUCCCUCCCCAAACAGCCUACAUCCAGCUGGCCAUUGAGGUCUACAAUCGGCUCCCGCCGUCAGAAUUUCCAGCGCCUCCAGCUGCUUGCAGCUCGGCCGUGGUGCUAUCGAAAUCGGAAAAUUCGGUGCAUCUGCAACUGACGCCAACGUAUGGCUCGCCUCUUGAGAAGAAUGGACCAUGCCUACAUCUCGCAUACUCUGUCAGCCAAGACAACAGGUGGCUUACUGCGGCGUGGACGGACGAGUUAGGACGGGUCGCACUUAGCAUGUCUUACUGUCUUCGCAUUCGGCCGUCAGGGAAGAGCAGGCCCAGGCAUGACAUAUUUCGAGAGAUGUGGGACGUUUCGCAAGACCUCAUGAGCAAAGUUCGUGGGCCGUGGCGGCUGGCGGUUGUAAAGCACCAAUACUAUGAUCAACCAGAGCUGCUCGACUGGCAUCAACUUUUCGAGAAUUCCCCUACGUCACAAAAACGAUGCUUGCUAGUGCUUCUCUCCGUCCAACUCGACCCAGAGUUAGAGAUCUUCCUACCGGCGAACCAGGGGAAAAGCGCCCAGACGGGAGCGCAGAACCUAUAUGGGACACCCGCCUCGACACCGCAGGGUAGUAUGACGUCCCCGGAACAAACAGUGCCAGCGACUCCAACGCCGGGUGGCAGCUCCUUUAUGAAUGCUCCCACACCAUCCGACCCCGGGUUUGAUCCAAACAAUGAGAGUGAUCUCAUAUUGCUGGAUCCUUCUGAGGAAAGUUGGGGCGUCAUCUUACCGUUCGGGAUUAAUCAGACGAGAAGCCUCAUCGACCUUCGACCUUCACAAGUCACGGGAUACCUCAUGAAACGGAGAGGAACCAAGUGGGAGGACGGACACAACCUGAUUGAGUUCAGCCUAGUCACGUCGACGAUCCACAUAUCGAACACAUCGAGCGAGACGUCGCCAGAUGAGUUGCUCGAAGAUUUGAUCAAGCAGUACCGUGGCCUUGUGACUCUCGGCGCUACUCGAGGCUGCGUAGAUCCAAACAGCGAAUGCCUCCCCUGGCACAUUGCAACGGCGAUCAGAGGUGCUCAGCUGCUGGGGCAGGCCAUGUAG
Molecule: messenger RNA, 4119 nt
Organism: Fonsecaea multimorphosa CBS 102226
Lineage: Eukaryota; Fungi; Ascomycota; Eurotiomycetes; Chaetothyriales; Herpotrichiellaceae
Exons: 1
Coding region: 1-4119 (1372 amino acids)
Biological process (GO): regulation of transcription by RNA polymerase II
Cellular component (GO): mediator complex
Molecular function (GO): transcription coregulator activity
Source: RefSeq, a predicted model, not a curated record